Messenger RNA from Sclerotinia borealis F-4128, 408 nucleotides. The record is from the annotation of a GenBank genome assembly. Lineage: Eukaryota; Fungi; Ascomycota; Leotiomycetes; Helotiales; Sclerotiniaceae.
AUGCGCGCACCCAUGUCUGCAGAUAAUGUGGAAUUGCAACAGCGUCUUUCCUCUUGCAGUCUUGGCUCGGUGUGGCAACAGUCAGAUUUUGGAGGGAGACCUGGGGGGGGGGGGGGGGGGUUGAAAAUAUCCUGGUUUGCCAUGUGUACCAGAUGUUUGCCACCACACAUUGAGGAUAAAAAGGGAAGGAUUAGGUGCAUUGCUGAUCUGGGGUUGGGGGCCGGUCAUCAUUGGUUGGUGGGCUUGCCUGACUAUGUUGCAUUGCAGAUUCGGGUUGCAGCGCAACGUGGAAAAGAUUAUGCAGAUGUAGAGAAGGGGGAAUUUAAAUCUUAUGCUUUCUUGUACAGUGCUGUAGUGCAACCGGAGUCCUGGCGGAUAUGCAAACGCAGAGUGAUUGUUUUCAUGUGA